GCUGGAAGAGUGGAGGUGAAACUACAGGGCCAGUGGGGAACUGUGUGUGGUUUCUACGAGUGGGACAUGAAUGAUGCUGCAGUGGUUUGUAAGCAGCUGGGCUGUGGAUCUGCUCUUGAAGCUCAUCAGGAAGCACGCUUUGGGCCAGGAUCUGGUCCCAUUUGGAUGUUUGCUGUAGAGUGUGAUGGCACCGAGUCUGCCCUGUCUGACUGCACAAACACAGAAUGGACUCGAAAGUACUGUCAUCAUGGUUUGGAUGCUGGAGUGACGUGUUCAGGACCUGUCUGGCAGCACCGAGGACCAGGUCUCACCAUGGCAGAGGCAGUGAGAGCAGCUCACAUGGCCGCCCACAGUCCUGAGGAAGGGCCCAACAUGGCCGGGGACUUUUGGCUGUUGGCCGAGGAUGUGCACAGCUGGCAGCGUACUCUGGCCCUGGCUGAGGACCCCCUCCUCAUUCAGGAGCUGGAGCCAAUGGCUGGUGAAGACAGCGACAGCAGUGCCCCAAUGGCCCGAGAACCACCUGGGAACGGGGUGCAUUUCCAGUGGCUCCAAGGGGUUCCUGAGCUUGGCUCAGAGCUUGGUGGGGCAGAGCAGGCUGCAGCAGCCAACAGUGGCUCGGCCCGCCUCCUUGGGCUCAAGUGCUCUGGGUGCUGCAGUGCCUGGGGCCAGUGCCAGGCAGACCAGGGUCUGCAGGAUGGCACCAGUUUGUACGAGCGGUUCCUGCGGCUGGGGGUUUGGGAGGGGAGGCAGCCCCCGAGAGCCGUGCUAAUGCCUGAGGAGCAGCAGGAGGGCUCUGGAUUUGUCCAGCUGGUUGGAGACAACAGCCCCUGCUCAGGACGAGUGGAGAUCCGUGAUGGGGACCAGUGGAAAACCGUCUGUGACUCAGACUUUGGUCCCAAAGCUGCCACCGUGGUCUGCAGGGAGCUGCAGUGCGGCACAGCCCUGUCUGUCGCUGGGGCAGCUCACUUUGGAGAAGGGGAUGGUCCCAUCUGGGACAGAGAGCUGCAGUGUGUGGGGAAUGAAUCCCUUCUUGCUUCCUGCCCCAGGGGAUCCCCAAGGGGCGAGCCCUGCUCCCACGCAAAGGAUGUCGGUGUCACCUGCACACAGUUCACAGGGUUCAGGCUGGUGAACGGCAGCACGGAGUGUGAGGGGAGGGUGGAGGUCCAGGUGCUGGGGACCUGGGGCACCCUCUGUGCCUCCCACUGGGAUCUCUUGGACGCCCACGUUCUCUGUCGUCACCUUGACUGCGGGUUUGCCAAGUCCAUUCCCAGGCCAGGUCAUUUUGGGAGAGCCACCCACCCCUUCUGGAGAGACUCAUUUCACUGUGACGGGACUGAAGGCCACCUGGGGCAGUGCCCAGUGACUGCUCUGGGGGCCUUGUGCUCCCACGAGAACGAUGCUGCUGUCAUUUGCUCAGGGCACGAGGCCAACCUGACCCUCUGCAACACCUCCCUGCCCGAGAGUUCAGCGGCGGCAGGGACUGCAGAGGACGUGGGAGUCAUUUGCUGGGGGAGCCGGCAGGUCCGGCUGGUGAAUGGGCCCGGGCGCUGUGCUGGGAGAGUGGAGGUCUACUACCAGGGCAGCUGGGGAACCAUCUGCGAUGACGGCUGGGACCUGUCGGAUGCCACCGUCAUUUGCCACCAGCUGGGCUGUGGCGGGGCAGUGCAGGCGGUUGGCUCCGCUCGGUUCGGGGAAGGCUCUGGUCAGAUCUGGCUGGAUGGCGUGAACUGCUCCGGGGCCGAAGAUUCUCUCUGGGACUGCCCAGCAGGGUCCUGGGGGCAGCACGACUGCGGGCACAAAGAGGACGCAGGAGUCGUCUGCUCAGAGUUCGUGGCCCUGAGGCUGGAGAACAGCAACAACUGCUCUGGGCGCCUGCAGGUUUUCUAUAACGGGACGUGGGGCAGCAUUUGCUCCAACUCCAUGACUCGCAAAACGGUGUUGCUGGCAUGCAAGGAGCUGGGCUGCGGGGAUGAAGGGUCCCUAGAAACACAACGGCCCUACGGCAGGACGUCUGGCCCCACCUGGCUAGAUCACGUGCAGUGUGGGGAGAGAAACAGCUCCUUCUGGCAGUGUCCUUCGGCUCCCUGGGACCCAGGGAGCAGGGGGGCUCUGCUGUGGGCUCUGCAGGAGUCACUUCUGCCCUACAGCAAUGGAGAGCGGCAGGAACAGGCGGAGCUCUGCCUGGGAAUGGACGAUGAGUCAGAUGAGAGCUGA
Harpia harpyja (harpy eagle) is the source of this 2214-nucleotide messenger RNA. Its product is annotated as scavenger receptor cysteine-rich type 1 protein M130-like. Gene Ontology annotation, cellular component: membrane. NCBI's taxonomy places the organism in Eukaryota, Metazoa, Chordata, Aves, Accipitriformes, Accipitridae. The transcript has 10 exons. The record is from RefSeq and is a predicted model, not a curated record. The annotation marks the transcript as partial.